This is a messenger RNA of Zea mays, 923 nucleotides long. RefSeq lists its product as uncharacterized. The record is from RefSeq and is marked provisional. NCBI's taxonomy places the organism in Eukaryota, Viridiplantae, Streptophyta, Magnoliopsida, Poales, Poaceae.
AGCCUCCUGCUGUCCACCUCAUUCCCCAUCCGUCCCCGUGGGAAGCGGGGCAAAGCGACGUACGCUACCCUUUGCGUGCGCGUAGCAUUUAACCAAGCAACUCCCAAUCCCCACUCCUCCCCCACCAUUUCUUCCCUCUCGCCUUCCCCUCCGCCGGCAAUCCCACGUCCAAUCAGCCGCCGCUCCAGCCUUCCAUCCAUCCAUCCCGUAGCUGCUCUCUAUUACGCCAGCGAUCGAGAGACCAAGAGGAGCAGGAGCGAUGGCGAGGAGCUCGUUCAAGCUGGAGCACCCCUUCGAAAGGAGGCAAGCUGAGGCUAACCGCAUCAGGGAGAAGUACCCCGAUAGAAUUCCUGUCAUUGUUGAGAAGGCCGAGAGGAGUGACAUCCCAGACAUCGACAAGAAAAAGUACCUUGUCCCCGCCGACCUCACAGUGGGACAGUUUGUGUACGUGGUGCGGAAGCGCAUCAAGCUCAGCGCCGAGAAGGCGAUCUUCAUCUUCGUGAAGAACACCCUCCCACCAACAGCUGCCCUGAUGUCUGCCAUCUACGAGGAGAACAAGGACGAGGACGGGUUCCUCUACAUGACCUACAGCGGCGAGAACACCUUUGGGCUGCUAUGAGUGGCGCCGCGCCGCCGUGGAUCGACGUCGGACAAUGCCCCUCCUCCUGUAAAUACUUAAAAAAAAAAUAGGCGUCUCAAGAAUCCGUGUACAUAAUAAUCUGGCAUGUCUUGCAUCAAAAGCAACUCGUUGCGUCCACUGUCUGUUGAAACUAUUGAAGCGUACUAAACAUUUAAGCAACUCGUUGCGUCCACUGUCAGCUCUGGGUUGCUUCAGAAGUUCUGUCACCUGCUGCGUCCUCCGUGAGCUUGUCGAUGUGGCAAAGUAACACAGGGUGCCUGUGGUCAUUCCACCCGUUUAGGUA